Molecule: messenger RNA, 2247 nt
Organism: Verruconis gallopava
Lineage: Eukaryota; Fungi; Ascomycota; Dothideomycetes; Venturiales; Sympoventuriaceae
Product: hydroxyethylthiazole kinase, variant 2
Exons: 3
Coding region: 831-1919 (362 amino acids)
Biological process (GO): thiamine biosynthetic process
Cellular component (GO): cytosol; cytoplasm
Molecular function (GO): ATP binding; magnesium ion binding; phosphomethylpyrimidine kinase activity
Source: RefSeq, a predicted model, not a curated record
UUUUUUUUUUGGCUCUGCCGCUGUCGCUCGGUGCUAGUGAUUUUUGUUAGUCUUCGCGACGAUCGUCGCCGUUGACUUCAGAAGCAUCUUCAUCGUCGUCAUCGUCGUAUUCUCUGCUGUCGCCCUCCCCCUGGCACGCCCACUCUUCCGCCGUCCUGACCCCACGUGCUCGCUCUGCAUCCCGUCACCAGUUUCACCCGGUGCUCUCUUGUAGCUAACUGCUGCCAUGGCUGGCUCCGUCGACUACUCUCUGUACCUGGUCACCGAUUCGACCGAUGCCAUCCUCAAAGGCCGUGAUUUGCCCACCGUCGUCCGCCAGGCUAUCCAAGGAGGCGUAACAGUCGUCCAGUACCGUGACAAGACCAGCGACACCGGCGACCUGAUCCGCAUGGCCAAGGAGCUCCAUGCGAUCACAAAGGCCGCCAACGUGCCGCUGCUGAUCAACGACCGCGUCGACGUUGCCCUCGCCAUCGGAGCAGAGGGCGUGCACAUUGGUCAGGAUGAUAUGGACAUCGAAACCGCUCGCCGUCUGCUCGGAAGCGACAAGAUCAUCGGCGUGACCGCCUCGUCCGUCGAGGAGACUGUGGCGGCGGCGAAAGCGGGCGCCGACUAUCUCGGUCUGGGCACCGUGUUUGCCACCCCAACGUGAGCCGUUCCAGUUCCAUGCCCACCAGCAACAUCCACCCAGUACAUCUGUGCAGGAAAGGAAGGGGGAAUGUCUGGUGCUUCAGAGAGCCACAAGCGAAACGUCUCUUAGCCUUUGCAAUUGCUAACGCUGCUCCAGCAAGGAGAACACAAAGUCGAUCGUCGGUCCCGCCGGGAUCCGCGACAUGCUCGCUGCGUUGGGCGACGCCUUUCCCAAUCUGAAGACGGUGUGCAUUGGUGGUGUCAACGCAGGAAAUGCACAACGCGUGCUUUACCAGUCGAGCUGUCCGCGGCGGAGCCUCGACGGCAUCGCCGUAGUCAGUGCAAUCGUCGGCGCAGAGGAUCCCGCUGCGGCAGCCCAGCAACUGCGCUCUCUGGUCACCACACAACCUCCAUUCGCGCUGAGAGGUGUGACGGAGCAGUUGUCAUCCCACACCGUAGCAAAGGAAGUCCCCGCUCUCGUACGGCGCGUUGCCGAGGUGACGCCGCUGUGUCACAAUAUGACCAACCUGGUUGUGCAGAACUUCGCAGCCAACGUCGCCCUCUGCGUCGGCGGCAGCCCCAUCAUGUCCAACAACGGCGUCGAAGCUCCAGACCUUGCCCGCCAUGGCGGCUCCCUCGUCAUCAACAUGGGCACCGUCACGCCGGAGAUCUUGGCCAACUACACGCAGGCCCUGCGUGCUUACAACGCCGUGGGCGGCGCCGUGCUUCUCGACCCCGUCGGCGCGGGUGCGUCGUCUGCGCGCAAGGAUGCCGCUCACACGCUCCUGGCCGCCGGCUACUUCGACGUAAUCAAGGGCAACUACAACGAGAUCGCCACGCUGGCCGGAGUGAGCUCUGGGGCCCAGCGCGGCGUCGACGCAAGUGCGGGCCCCGUCUCCAUCUCCGACCGCGCCGCACUCUGCCGCGACCUGGCGCGGCGUGAGCGCAACGUCGUCGUCAUGACCGGCGCCACGGACGUCCUCUCCGACGGCGAACGCACCCUCACGGUGCGAAACGGCCACCACUAUCUCGCCGACAUCACCGGCAGCGGCUGCACGCUCGGCACCACCAUCGCGGCAUUUUUGGCCGUGCGCAGCGACGACAGGCUGCUGGCCGCCCUUGCCGCCCUGCUGGUCUACGAAAUUGCGGCCGAGCGCGCGUCGCGCAGGCCGGACGUCAAGGGCCCAGGCACGUUUGUACCGGCCUUCCUGGACGAGCUGUACGGCAUCCGGAAGGACUCCGAACGCGGCGACGAUAGCUGGGUCGGAGACGCGCUUGUGGAGAAUGUGUAGUUCCAAAGUCUAUCACACACCCAUCAAUCCGUGCGACCUCGCAAGUAGCCAGCAGGCCGACACAGGAACCGCAGUCGCCCUUUUUGCGCCGCUCUUCUUUGCCAUGGUUACACCACGGCGAUCGCGGCUCCGCUUCACCAUCUUGGAGCGAGAAGGGAGAGGGGGUGGAGGGGGUGUCCUCGCGAAAACAAAAUAAUAUUUAAUAAAUAAAAGGGAAACGCCGUCGGCGACAAUCUCCGAAGAUUCAUCAUUGAAAAAAAAAGCUUGUUAUUUUCGAUCUGCAUUCUCUUCAUUUAGCAACUCUGUCCAAACCCUUUUGUACGGUCUG